Ruditapes philippinarum (Manila clam) is the source of this 1343-nucleotide messenger RNA. Its product is annotated as torsin-1A-like. The transcript has 5 exons. The record is from RefSeq and is a predicted model, not a curated record. Gene Ontology annotation, molecular function: ATP hydrolysis activity; ATP binding. NCBI's taxonomy places the organism in Eukaryota, Metazoa, Mollusca, Bivalvia, Venerida, Veneridae. The coding region runs from base 144 to 1271 and encodes 375 amino acids.
CAAUCGACAUAGAGUUUUUCGAAAAUCAUUUAGUUACGAGAUAUAUGAAUGGAAUUGAUAUAAAGGUAGACCGACAUUAAACAAAAUACACUCUUUCGCAUUAUUUAACUUCUUCAAUCGACUCGUGGAAUAAUCUGCUCAGAAUGCCUGUUUGUGUUUGUAAUAAAUUGUGUGCAUUGACAUGUAUUGUAGCAGUAAUUGCGUUGUAUCACUUUACAACAAUAUUUGUUUGGACAGUAACAACUGGAUUUAUGGCUUUGUUCUUGUUUAUAGUAAUUCAUGAGGAGCACAGUGAGCAUUCUUUAAAAGAUGGAAUAAAUUUGUCAUUGAUUGCUGUAGUUGUUGCAGCCUCAUAUGCAUCAGUUUUACAUAAUACACUUACUUCAAAUGAAUGUUGUGACGAUAAUUGGAUCUCUCCAAAUAUAAGUGGCCUUGAAUUCCAACUUAACAAAACGUUGUACGGUCAACAUCUCGUGAUUGGUCCUUUGGUGAAACAUCUAAGAGGUCACGUUGAAGGUGAACAUAAAAGAGCAACAGUGCUUUCAUUUCAUGGUUUGCCUGGAACCGGGAAAAACUUCGUGAGUCGCAUGGUGGCAGAAAACAUGUAUGUCAGGGGAAUGGACAGCAAAUACGUUCAUUUUCUUUCAGCAACGAAAGAUUUUCCUCAUGAUAAUAUGCUAGAAGAAUACAAGAAGAUGCUGAAAAUGAAGAUGGAAAGAGCUGUUAAAGAAUGUUCAAGGUCACUUUUUAUCAUUGAUGAAAUGGAUAAAUUACCUCCUGGUUUGAUUGACACUAUCCGCCCUUACGUUGAUUACUACGACCACGAGGAAGGAACAUACUUUAAUAAAUUUCUAUUUCUCUUCCUAAGUAAGACGGGUGGAGACAGCCUUUUUAAACAUGUUGCGCAAAGUUAUACUCGUGGAUAUGAUAGAAGAGAAUUGAGACUAAAUGAUAUGGAAGAAAUUGUACGAAUGUCAUCUUUAAAUGAACCAAAUGGUUUGGUGAAAAGUAAAAUAGUCAAGUAUAGCCUAAUUACCGCUUAUAUCCCAUUUCUACCAUUGGAAAGAAAACAUGUGGAAAAAUGCAUUAUAGAAGGACUAUUUGCAAGAGGAUUUUAUGCGUAUGAAUACAAAGUAGAUUAUAAAUUAGUGAAAUCAAUUGCAGAUGAAAUGCUGUACUUUCCACAUUCUAAUAAGUUUUUUUCAACAACUGGUUGCAAACUUGUUAUGGAGAAAAUUGAUUUGGUAAUGUUGAAAAGGCGUAAAAUUUGAUAUUUACGUGUUAUUGUUUUGUUAAAUUUAUUUUAAACAUAUAUCAUUUCUCAGAAGAUCUAUCUAUCUAUC